AUGGCGUCAUCCACCACAAACAACGGCUAUCCCAUGCCCGUCUCUUCCCUCGAACCAUACGUCCCAAACACCCAAGGAGGACACGGUGCAGACGAUCAGUCCCACUCCAUUGACGGGAUAGAACAAAGUGAUUCGGGGCGUACUUUGCAUCACAACUCGAGGGGAGGGUUCUCCGACGAGAAUGAACUUGGCGUCUUUGAAUCAAGCAGAGCGGGCGACUUUCAAUCCCCAGAGGGCAGGGCUGCCAAUAGCCUGGAGUCUGCGGAGGGUACGGCUGCUGCUGCUGCCCCACAAGGACAGAAACCAAUGAAGAAGUUUGUGCACAGUUUCUGGGAUCCCGAGAUGGCUCACUUGAGAAAGAUUGCGUUCAAAAUCCUAGGUGGCACCGUUGUCAUCACAGUAAUUGUCAUUUGGUUAUGUCUGCCUGUUUACUGGGGUUCUUUGUGGAAAGCCAACAAGUACACCGACAAGCUCACGGUCCGUAUCGUCAAUCGUGACUCGGGCACUGUGGGAACCACCGUCACCAGCACUCUCCUCAACCUCACCAACCUGAACUACUUUACCACUCCCGCCUCCGAGUUUGUCACCGAUGAAGAUGUGGCGAAUGAUGUGAUCGAGGAAGGUGUCUGGGCCGCCAUCGUCAUUAAUGAGGGUGUCUCUGACCGGCUCGUAUCGGCGAGACAGAAUGGAUUGUCCACCUGGAACGGGUCAGAUGCGAUUAAGGUGUACUAUGCGCAAGGACGUCAGGAGACAGCGAUUGGCAGCUACAUGUUGCCCUACAUCCAGUCCACUCUGACCCAGCUCUGUGCCAAGAUGAACGCACAGAGCAGUGCUCAAUACUUUCAAGCAAACGCGAACAAUGCCACUGCUAUCAGUCUAGUUGCCCAAGCCCCAGCUACACUCACCAACGGCGUGUGGUUCACCCUCAACAACCUGCGUCCAUAUAACCAGCCCGUCGCUACCGCCAUCACCUUGGUCGGCCUCAUCUACAUGCUCAUCUUGUCCUUCAUCAUGACCAUGACCAACAAUGCCGUUCGAGAGAUCAUGCAAACCCGCUCUUACAUCAUCUACCGCCUCGUCACCCCUAUCUGCCUCUACCUCUACAUCUCGUUCAUCUUUGUGAUGGUCAACCUUCCUUUCAAGGUCCAUUUCGACGCCCAUUUCACCUAUUCCGGUGGCUUCUUUCUUUGGUGGAUUGCCUUCUUCCUCGGCAUGUGCUCGGUCGGGUUGGCGGCCGAGGCUGCCAUCACCGUCUUGGGGCCACAAUUUAUGGCCUUCUUCUUAGUCCCUCUCAUCGUUGUCAAUGUGUCGGUCUGUUCGCUACCGCAUGAGCUGCAGCCUUGGAUAUUCAAGUAUGGUCUCGCCAUGCCGUUCUACAACUGCAAUCGUAUCGUACGAACUAUCAUUUUCAACACCAAGAAUGAUAUCGGGAUGAACAUUGGCAUCCUCAUCGCCUGGACGGCUGUCUCAUUUCUUACCAUCACGCUGGGAACGUGGGUGUAUAGAAGAAAGUCGGUGAAUCAGCACAACAAGGAAGUGGGCGAGAAUGAGACGAAUGGUUUGACCCAGGCCUAG
Messenger RNA from Cryptococcus amylolentus CBS 6039, 1575 nucleotides. RefSeq lists its product as hypothetical. The transcript is spliced from 6 exons. The record is from RefSeq and is a predicted model, not a curated record. Lineage: Eukaryota; Fungi; Basidiomycota; Tremellomycetes; Tremellales; Cryptococcaceae. Gene Ontology annotation, cellular component: membrane. The coding region runs from base 1 to 1575 and encodes 524 amino acids.